GGGCUCUUUUCCAGGCUUGGGCUUUUUCUUCCCGGUGACGCUUUGGGGUUGUUUUCUUCCCGACGUCACUUCCUCUGCUAACCGCCAACUGCUCACUGCUCACUGCUCAGCUUUGCUCACUGCCCGCACUUCUUUCUCCUGCCGGUCUUGUCCGCCCGCAACAACAAACUUACCUCCACGUUCCGGCUCUUCCCUAAACAAUUACCCAGCAACCCGAAAUAAGGGGCCCCAUAUUUCGUCUCUUGCUCAGUUCCCACUCCUGCUGCUGUCAGUUUUUCAUACUGCAACGCAAGAAUACACUAAGCCGACUUUCGCCGUCCCGGUGUCCUCCCUCUUCCGAUAAUGGCGUCCAGAUCCCCCACGGCCUUCACACCCGCAGCGAAACCACCACCCUCCGCGCCCGAAACCCCCAUCGUGAAGGACACCCCCAUUACACCUCAAGCGGUUCCAUUCCCGCCCCCGCAGACUUUUGAUAUCAUUCCGCCAUUGCACGGUCUUCUGCUUCGCCUGCUUGCAUCCCCCGGGACGGCUGGGAAUGGUGUCAGGGCCGCAGAAGUCAACAGUGGAGGCUCGGGCCCGGUCGGACAACCCACAAGUGCUCCUGGCCAGUCUCACUCACAGCCUGGGAAUGAAAGCCACGGCCACCCUGGAGUGCUGGUGACUGUUCCAUCCGCAGGACCUGGACCGGUUUCCGCCUCGGCCGAACUUGCAGCCUUGGGAUCGAAUGCACCCCCACCGCUCGACAUCAAAGAUCUCCCGACCGAAGUCAGCUCGAUCAAGAUCCGAAUCCAGAAAGCGCAGACAGUGGUGGAGAAUUUGCCAGAUGUCGACCGCUCUGUUGCAGAGCAGGAGGUGGAGAUCCAGGAGCUCGAGGACCGUAUCGCAAAGCUCAAAUCAGUCAUCUCUGAUUUUGGCCGGAGAGCCAGUCCUCGGAGUGCGGGAAAGUCAAGAAUCACUGAACCUUGAGGGCUCUGAGGGAUAGAAAAUAUGGUCUGCCAUGAUUUCGGUCAUCACCAUGGGCGCAGGUCGCUUCUUCUCGCAGGCGACUAG
Messenger RNA from Aspergillus brunneoviolaceus CBS 621.78, 1050 nucleotides. Its product is annotated as RNA polymerase II mediator complex middle subunit MED9. Gene Ontology annotation, molecular function: transcription coregulator activity. Gene Ontology annotation, cellular component: mediator complex. Bases 343 to 966 code for a protein of 207 amino acids. The transcript has a single exon. Gene Ontology annotation, biological process: regulation of transcription by RNA polymerase II. NCBI's taxonomy places the organism in Eukaryota, Fungi, Ascomycota, Eurotiomycetes, Eurotiales, Aspergillaceae. The record is from RefSeq and is a predicted model, not a curated record.